CUCGCCCUCCGCUCUCAGCAGUAGCAUCAUCGUCCCCGCCGGGUCCGGUGGCAGAGAGGAUGGUUCAGCGGAAAAGCAGCCGGGGAUGCGAAUGACAGUGAUAAGAUAAUGGCCCUCAAUUUACGCAAGUUCCCGAAUGUGCGACUGGAGAUCAAGUGAAACGACCGUGGAAGGAAAACACUGAACCAUGUUACUCUAAGGUGUGACCUGUGGUGAACAGGGGAGGAGGAAGAGGAGGAGGGAGGUGCAGGCAGGCAGGCAGGCAGACGGGCAUCUGCCACAGCUCCCUUUAGGCAGCCCUUUGCAAGCUUGAAGCCAUGGGCAACACAGCCACCAAGUUCCGCAAGGCCCUGGUGGGUGGUGACGAGGCCCUGGCCUGGCAGCUGUAUGAGGGCAACCCUCAGUUCAGGGAUGGCCUGGACCCGAAUGCUUCGUACGGAGAGCAGUACCAGCACAACACGGCCCUGCAUUAUGUCUGCCGCCACGCCAUGACACGUCUGCUCAGGUCCUUUCUGUUCAGUAAAGAGGGGAACCCCAACAAGCGUAAUGUGCACAACGAGACUUGCCUCCACGUGCUGUGCCAAGGCCCGCAGAUCCUGCUGCUGCCAGAGGGAGCACUGUCGCCACGACUGGCCCGGCCCCAGAGGGACGAGCAGCGUCGCGCAGACUGCCUGCAGAUGAUCUUGAGCUGGACAGGGGCCAGGCUGGAGGGAGGCCAGUACGAGAAGGCCAAUGUCAACGCCACCGACAAUCACCACAGCACUUGUCUGCACUAUGCUGCCGCUGCAGGCAUGAAGAGCUGUGUGGAGCUGCUAAUCCAGAGCGAGGCGGACCUUUUUGUGGAGGAUGAGGACAAGUUGACGCCAUGUGACCACGCCGAGCGGCAUCACCACACCGAGCUGGCCCUCAGCCUGGAGUCACAGAUGGUUUUCUCCUCCUCUUCAGCUCAGCAGUCAAACACAGACGCACAUGGUGAAACCAACCUGCUGCAGUACAAGGAGCCUUAUGAGGGACUGAAGAUUCAGGACCUGCGCAGGCUGAAGGACAUGCUGAUAGUAGAGACGGCAGACAUGCUGCAAGCCCCCCUCUUCACCGCUGAGGCCCUGCUCCGAGCACAUGAUUGGGACAGGGAAAAGCUGCUGGAGGCCUGGAUGUCAGAUGCUGAGGGCUGCUGCCAGCGCUCAGGUGUGACCAUGCCCACCCCACCACCCAGUGGGUACAAUGCCUGGGACACCCUUCCCUCACCUCGCACCCCUAGGACCCCGCGCUCACCCCUCACACUCACCCUCACCUCCCCGACCGACAGCUGCCUCACACCUGGAGAGGAGGGCCUGGCUUCAUGUGGAAUCUGUCUCUGCUCUAUCUCAGUGUUUGAGGAUCCAGUGGACAUGUCCUGUGGACAUGAGUUCUGCAGAGCAUGCUGGGAAGGGUUCCUCAAUGUAAAGAUUCAGGAGGGUGACGCACACAACAUCUUCUGCCCGGCCUAUGAGUGCUACCAGUUGGUGCCGGUGCAUGUGAUAGAGAGUGUAGUUUCCAGAGAGAUGGACCAGCGAUAUCUACAGUUUGACAUCAAGGCAUUUGUAGAGAACAAUCCUGCUAUCCGAUGGUGUCCUGCAGCACGAUGUGAGCGGGCGGUGCGGCUAACCCGACCAGGCCCAGGGGACAGUGACCCGCACAGUUUCCCCCUGCUUCCCUCCCCAGCUGUCGAUUGUGGCAAGGGUCACCUCUUCUGCUGGGAGUGCCUUGGCGAGGCCCACGAGCCAUGUGACUGUCAGAUGUGGAGGAACUGGCUCCAGAAAGUCACAGAGAUGAAGCCUGAGGAGUUGGCAGGUGUGAGUGAGGCCUAUGAGGAUGCUGCUAACUGCCUGUGGCUGUUGACCAACUCAAAACCAUGUGCCAACUGCAAGUCGCCCAUACAGAAGAAUGAGGGCUGCAACCAUAUGCAGUGUGCCAAGUGCAAGUAUGACUUCUGUUGGAUCUGUCUGGAGGAGUGGAAGAAGCACAGUUCGUCGACAGGAGGCUACUAUCGCUGCACUCGCUAUGAGGUCAUUCAACAGCUAGAGGAGCAGUCCAAAGAGAUGACUGUCGAGGCAGAAAAGAAGCACAAAAGUUUUCAGGAGCUGGAUCGUUUCAUGCACUAUUAUACUCGCUUCAAGAACCAUGAACACAGUUAUAAGUUGGAGCAGAAAUUACUGAAAACAGCUAAGGAAAAGAUGGAGCAGCUGAGCAGAGCCUUCAUUUGCCGUAAGUCUUCUUAUAUGAUAGAAGGUGAAGGCACUCCUCCAGACACGCGGUUCAUUGAGGACGGUGUAUGUGAGCUGCUGAAGACACGACGCGUCCUGAAGUGCUCUUACCCAUACGGCUUCUUCCUGCAGCAAGGCAGCACCCAGAAAGAGAUAUUUGAGCUCAUGCAGACGGACCUUGAGAUGGUUGUGGAGGAUUUGGCCCAGAAAGUCAAUCGUCCGUACCUGAGGACUCCCUGCCACAAGAUAAUCAGUGCGGCCCGUCUGGUGCAGCAGAAGAGGCAAGAGUUCCUGGCGUCAGUGGCCCGAGGCGUCGCUCCUAACGAUUCUCCUGAUCCUCCCCGCAGGAAUUACCCCGGAGGAUCAUGGGACUGGGAGUACCUCGGCUUUGCCUCCCCUGAGAUGGGGAGUCGUCACUCUGUAUUGGGAGCAGUAGAUCAAAGGGAGAGACCGUCACAGGAUUAUGCUGACAUCCAGUACCGCCGCAGACACAGACCACGGCGCAGAGGAGACAUGCUGAGUCUGCACAACCUUAGAAGCAGCAGCAACACACCAGAGACCAGCAGGAGGAGUGACAACACAGAAGGUCCAGAGAGAAGUGAGGGCCGCAGGAGAGCACUGGGCUCGCUGGACGAAGACGACCCAAACAUCCUGCUGGCCAUCCAGCUGUCCCUUCAGGAGUCCCGCAGAGAGCGGGGUCUGGAGGGUGGGAUGGAGGGUAGAGUGGAGCUGGAUCGUGGACUGGACAGAGGACAGGAGAGGAGGCCGGGUACUGCGGGCGACCUGGCUGAUGUUGCUUUGCAAUCCCUCAACACAGACGGUCCUCCAGGAGCCAGAGGCUCCUCGUUCCCCACUUCUCUCCUGGAUCCUCCUCGCCCCCCUAACAGGACAGACUCCACCUCCCAGCCUCCCCCAUCAAACUCCCUCCCCCUGCCUCCCCCACCUCCCUCCCUCAGUGCAGAGCUGCUGGAGCUGGGAGACAGCCUUAUGAAACUGGGGAACAUAACCACUCCUUAUGAGCUGGACACACACACACAGGAGCAGCUCUGCUCCCACCACACGUACAGUCACAGUGCACUCACCGCUCCCUACAGCAUCGAACCUGCGUACAGCGACUGCAGCCAUAGACCAGACCAGAGUGCACUGAACGCCCCAUAUGUGCUCGACCAUAUCACCAUUACAGAUCCCAGUUACUGCCACUCCGGUGGUUAUUUGGCUGAGGCUGAACACACUGCCUCCUGCGCACUUGAACGCAACCAAAACCCCGCCCAUCCCAGUUCAUGUAACCGGGAACAUGCAGCCACGUAUGACAGCACCCCAAAACCAGACAGCUCUUACACCCCCUGCCCAGAACACAGUAGCUCUUACACUCAGGAGCGCCCUGCCGCCUACGCUCUUGAACGCCCAUCCAAAUCUGACCCGCAGCCGCCUACCCAGUUGUGCCUCCCGUCUCCAGAGCUCGAGCCGGAGCUGCUGCUUUCACCGGUGAUCCCCCCGGGGGGCCCUUUCACCCCCAGCGACCCUCAGAGUCUGGAGCCCCUGGACCCCACCGCCAGUGCCCAGCUGCUGGACAACAUCAUGGCCUGGUUUAACAACAACAUCAACCCCCAGAACAACCCGCAGAGCCUGGCCCUCAUCCCGUCCCCGCCCACCACAGAAACCGACUCCUCCCCCGACACACACACUGAGACUGAAUCAGAGAGCCAGACCUCGAGGGACGCGACCCCCGCCCCUAUCUGGCAGCCCCUGGAGGGCGAGCCAGAGGCAGAUGGAGGGUCAGCGAGUCCCUGUCUAGGUGCUGUGGGCACGGAGGCCCCGAAGACGUCGAGGCCCAGCACUCUGGAGCUGGAAAACAGAGAGGCUGGCAAGGAGGGUGUGGGCGCAGGGUGUGUGGCUGACGUGUCGCUGGACGAAGCGCACACACACCCGUGCUCAUGCUCCCAACGUGGAAACAGUCCCGUACACACUGCCCCGGCCACAGAGAGAGACUUAGACCUUAUCCUUCAGUUAGAGGAGGACCAAUCUCCUGAGGAGUGGGAGGAACAAGUACACCUGGUGUGACAGCGACAGAACGGUGCGGAGAGAGAGGGUCGAGCCAAGUAGAAGAGAGAGAGAGAGGAAAGUGAAAGAAAGUCAGAGAUGAGGAAAGAGAAGCACUGAUGGAAAAAUAUUCAAUAAAACAGUGAUGCCUCAAUGAAAGAUGUAGGUCUUUGGAGCGUUUACUGUAUGUAUUAUAGUGUAUCUAGAGAGGACAUAAAACCCUGCGGACUUUGUCCAGUAAAGAUGAUGUCAUACGCAGUUUGAUUUUUAAUUUUUUUUUUUUAAGUGCUUUUGUCUGCUCUAAAAAGCAGACAAAAUAUUCUUUGAAACAAAUGAGUGUUUAAAGCAGAGUACACCAGUGGAAAGCUACUGAUAUCAUAACACAUAAAAUGCUGCACAUUUUUUUGUUUUCUUAUUUAUUUCCUGUAUUUGUCGUCUCUGUUUGUUCAAGUUUUGGUGCUGAUUCAUGCUGAAAUCCAAACUUGCCUCAUAUACUCUCACUUUUAUUAAGACACCGACCCAACCAAGAGCCUGUUCAGAGCUCCUGGAGCCAAAUACGACGAUAACUGUAACCUUUGGAGCUUGUUUAGCGUACUGUACAAUCAGAGGGCCUAAUUCUGAUUUUUGGACCUUCGUGCACACUGUGCCUGCUUUGUUAGAGAGCCAACACACUACUGAUUUUUCCUUUUGGUAGGCUACAAAGGACGACGAUACACCCGCCUGCUCAGUAAACGUCACGCUGGUACAACGUGCUUAUCAGAUUUUAUGACAGUAAUAAUUCUUUUGUAAUACUCCAGAUGAGAUAUUGUCCGGUCCCCCUGCACAGGGGGGUCAGCCUCAGCUGAGAAUUGUUCAUUCAGAGUAUUGUUUAAAGUUACUUAAGCAUCAUGGGUGUUUGUUGUCAGAGGGGCGCUGAUCCCUCUGUUUUUCCUGCUCACUUCACCGACCUGCUACUUAUUCCAUGAAAUUCUCUGUCUUUAUAUCGAAGAUGAGCUUUCAAUCAAGUGUCAUCCACAUUUCUGAAUUUUACACCAGCUUUGGCUCAGUUUUCACAACAGACUGUCAAAACAUAAAAUGCUAUAAUAACUAUUUUGACCUCAGAAUGACACAGAAUGCUUUAUGAAAAAUAAUUCUAAAAUUAUGUAUGACAGCAGCACAACAUGAAGUGUCACUGGAUUUAAAUUGCUGUUUUAUUUCAACAUACAAUGUCUAAAUUAGUUGUCAAACAGAAACUCUCAUUAAAACAAUCUAGAUCCAGUCAUGAAUGAUAGAAGAAAUAAAGAAAUAAGAUCUGCUUCUGUAAAUAUAGACGGAAGAAACCUAGAAUCUGACUGAACAGUUUGUCUUCUUUUCAUUCUAACUCCUGUUUCCAGGAUAACUGAAAUACUCGCUUCCGCUCAAGCUGGUAAAAUUUGUCUUCAUCUGCAAUCAUUUUACUGCACAUGUGAGAGUUUUCAGAGAUGAGAAGGAGAAAAAACAAUGUGUUUAAUGUUUUUUUUUCUUGAGCACCUGAGCUCCUAGAUUUACUAGCCCAACAUGGCAUUGUAUUUGGGCAAUCCUUAUUUUUGAGCUCUGUUUAUGUGAUGAAGAAUUUCUGAAUGAAUAUCUCUCUGUAAAUUGAAACUGUUGUAAAAACUGAGCCAAAGCUUCAGACGAUACUAUACAUGGAAACACUCAUUUAGUUUGUUUUUAUCAUAUCUAUUCCACUACUGAUGGUUAGUACAGUGUGCUGUUGAUAGGCGGGAGAUGGGUUUUUACUGUAAUUUAUCCUUUUUUAAACAUUUCUUUAUUGCUUGUUAUAGAGAUGAACUUUCUUCCAGUUGAGACCGGAGUUGUUGGGUCUGUGUGCCUUUUUGUUUCAGUCGUAUUUGUUUGUCGGUAUUUAUUAGUGUCAUUACUUUUUAAACAUGCUAAACGGCGUUGAUUAUGAAAGAUAGAGGAGAACACACCACUUUGGCUGUGGCCAUUCACUGAGGUUCUUGAUGCACAUUAGUAUCGUUUGUCCUCGCUCCUGCUGGUUUAUCUUAUUUAAAGUUAUCCCCAGAGAAAAACGGCUUUGGAGCUACGUAAAAGAACUCGUUUGUCAUAUUUACACUUUAUACUUUCCACUUUAAUUAACAACCAUUUUGGGUGAUUUUUCUUGAAACGCGGUGAAGCGCUCUGAACCCUGGGUUGUCACUGAACCCUCUAUCUUUAAACUUUAUCGCCCAACUGUAAUGUUUACAAGAGAAUUAAACACUGCCUGUUUUGUUGAGAUAUGAUCUGGUGCUUUUGGGACUGAAAUGAUAGUAAUGGAGUGUUUUUAAUUAUUCUUCCAUGGCAGGCCAAACAAAUGUAAAGAUAUCUUGAUUUUGUUGAAAUUUCUCCCUCUACUUUACAAAAAGUGCCAGGAAUACAGGAUGUGAUACGCAAUCAAAAAAUGCAUCACUUUUCAUUAAAACUUUGGGUUUUAAGCUUGUUUUAAAUUGUGAGGUCUGGAGUGCUCCACUGAAGUGACCCCCCCAAAAUAACACUUUUUUCACUCCGUAUUAAACAUUGAACUGUGAAGGUGCUGGACAGGUUGUAGGAGCUGGCGAUACUUUAUAAAGGCUGCUGAGAUGAGAGGGCAGCUGGUGUUGCCUGUAACAUUUCAGACAUUGUUUCCUGAGGAAUGGUUUGAUGAACAUUUAUUUUAGGUUGCAUGGUUGCAACAGGACAUAGGAAGGGGUCUUUUAAUUUGCACACGCAUGCUCUUAAUGUGUUGCACUAAUCCAGUGCUGUCAGGCAAGACGUGGAGGACUGAUAAGUGCGGCUUUUAUUAUUAUUAUUAUAAUUAUUAUUAUUUACUUCUUUUAUUUUCUUGAUUUGGAAUUGGAUUUAUGCUGUCAAGGGAAUGGUCUUGUGCCAUUUUAUACUCCAUAUAUAAUGUUUAUAUUUUAUUGAUCCCUCAACCACUUCAGAAUUUUAAAAAAAAUUAAUUAAUCAAAUUGCACUUGCAUAGAUUAUACUUGAUACAUUCCCAGUCGGUCCAUAAGAGAGGUUUGAUGUGUGGCCAAAACUGUAAAUGAAAGUGUCAGUGCAAAGUUUACUCUCAAUAAAAACAACUGAAAGUG
This is a messenger RNA of Plectropomus leopardus (leopard coralgrouper), 7375 nucleotides long. The record is from RefSeq and is a predicted model, not a curated record. Lineage: Eukaryota; Metazoa; Chordata; Actinopteri; Perciformes; Serranidae.